This is a messenger RNA of Podarcis muralis (Common wall lizard), 1368 nucleotides long. RefSeq names its product coagulation factor XIII B chain-like. The record is from RefSeq and is a predicted model, not a curated record. Lineage: Eukaryota; Metazoa; Chordata; Lepidosauria; Squamata; Lacertidae.
CCUCCACCUCCCAUUAUUUCCCCCAGUCACCAAAGAAGGCAUAUGUCAGUGUUGUGGCAAACCAUUAACUACAACAGGGGGAGUUGAUCUCAGGCCUUGGACUCUUGUUUGGCCUCCUCUGAGCAUUUCGGAGCUAGACUGCACAUGGCAGAUCAAAUGAAAAUUGCCUGACAUCCUGAGAUGAACCGGCUGAGGUGCAUAGUUCUAUUGCUUCUGUGGACAGGCUGUACUUCCCCAAAUGUGUGUGAAAAACCACCUGAAGUUGACUUUGGGGAGACGGUAAGGGGUGAGAGAACUAAAUUUCGGGAAUUUGAGAAUGCAAGAGUACAGUACACAUGUAGCCCGGGAUACGUAUUGGAGGGGCCCAAGUGGACAACGUGCGAUGGACAAAAGUGGACAACACCACCAAAAUGUUUGGCACCCUGUAGUAUCACAAAAGAGCAGCUGGAUGCCAAACACCUGCUUCUGUUUGGUGGCCGAAGGCGUUCCCAUGUGAUUCAACACAACGGGACAUUGGAAUUCCUGUGCAGGGAACGAUAUAUCCUCCAUGCUCCUUCAGUGAUGAAGUGUAACGACGGACACAUGGAUCUCCCAUCAUGCAUCUCAGUUUGUGGAGAACCACCUGAAGUGGACUUUGCAGAGACUGUAAGAAGUGUGAGAACCCAGUUUCAGGAAUUUGAGAGCAUAAGGGCAUUUUACAAGUGCAACCCUGGUUAUGUGAUGGAAGGAUCUGGAUGGAUGAUAUGCAAUGGACAAAACUGGACAGAACCACUGAAGUGUCUGGCACCCUGCAGGAUCACAAAAAAACAGCUGGAUUCCAAGCAACUGCUUCUGUCUGGAGGUCGGAGACAUUCACAUUUGGUUCAACACAAUCGUACAUUGGAAUUUCUGUGCAGGAAAGGGUAUAUCAUCUCAGCUCCUUUAAUCAGGAAGUGUCUCGAUGGGCACAUGGAUCUUCCAUCAUGUAUCUCAGGAUAAUGAUGAGCUCUUGACUCUCAGUGAUCCCUCCUGAAUUAUCUAAAAUACUUUAGGAGUUUGCUUGCUGUCUCACUCUGAUAUAUGAAGACGACUUCUUCCAAAUCCUCAUCAAGGCUCUACCCUUCUUAAAAGCGAUUCCCCGAUUCACAGACUAGCUCAGAUAGCCAGGUGGGGGCACUUGCCAAGGGCACAUGACCUCACAGGUGCCAGAGUCAGACCAAUGUUGCCUCCUGUCUAUGCAAUGCAUGGUGUUCCUUCCAGGUCUCUUAACUGCUCUACGAUGCCCCUGACUCCCCAUGGGAGCUGGAUCAGUCCCACUGAAUUGGUGCUUCAUGUCAGAAACUGCUCCUUUUCGUUGGGGAUAAUUCAGACUGAAAUUCCCAGGUGUCA